AUGAAAACAAUGAGUCUCACAACUCCAUCAUACUCUGUCAUGGCUUUGGACGCUGGCCCUGCUACCAAUACUGUUCCAGAAGAUAUCCCUGGCACGCGACUUCUCGUGGAUCAAGAUAUUACACAGCUUGUCAACCUCCCCCGGCCGAGUCAAUCUCCCAAUGAUCCUCUCAACUGGGGUCGUAUGCGGAAGUACACGUCGAUGUUUAUUGUCUGCUUCUGGGUCAUGCUGUUAGGCGGCGCUACCCUCUCGCCAGCGGUAACUUAUGGGCCCCUGAUCAACGAGAUAGGCGUGACUGUGAAUUUCCUUCACAUUGCGGCUGCACUCGCACUGCUACUUUUGGGACUCGGCAACUUGGUUUUUAAUCCUCUAGCACUACGACUUGGAAGACGUCCAGUAUACCUGAUUUCUGCUUUGAUCUGCAUAGCUGCCGAGAUCCUUGCCGCUAGAUCAAAGUCCAAGGGCGCCUACAUGGCGGCUCGGGUACUUCUGGGCUUUGGAGCGGCACCCUUUGAACAACUCCCUGCGCUCACGAUUGACGAUCAGUUUUUUAUUCACCAUCGAGGAUUCGGCUUGUCGUUGUACUCAUGCGCGCUCAACGUUGGGUCAUUCCUAGGGCUCGUGGCAUCUGGAUUCGUGACGGAUAGCAUGGGGUGGAGAUGGGUGCACUGGUGGUAUGCCAUCUUCCUUGGGCUUUCCGCUGCCCUCAUCUUCCUGUUUCUAGAAGAGACAGGAUUUGACUGCCAUCUCCACAAUACCGGUCCUAGCAAUGAGACCGAGGUACACGCCUCUGAACAAGCAAAGACCUGUUUCCAUCGCAUGAAUCUCUUCACUAGCCUCGACAGCCCCCUCGGCUUCGUUCAGCUCGUACUCGGCCCCUUCAAGAUGCUCCGUGAACCGAUUGUCUGGUGGUGUGGGAUUACAUAUGGGUUCGCGAUUGCUUGGCUUACCAUCAUGGCUUAUGAAGCUACCACCGUUUUCGCCACCUAUGGCUUCUCCUCUGCUGCCAUCGGGCUUGCCAAUAUAGCCCCCUUGGUGGGCGCCUGCCUGACCCUCUACGUCGGUGGUGCAGGAACAGAUCAGUUCAUGGUGUGGAAAGCACGCCGUAACAACGGAGUCAUGGAAGCGGAAUCACGCAUCUACUCUGUGCUCAUCGCGGGCCCCAUAAUGUGCAGUGGGUUAGUUCUAUACGGUGCUGGGGCCGCGCACCAUUUACACUGGAUGGGACCUGUCGUUGGGAUGGCCAUGAUUGGGAGUGCGCUCCCUAUUGCGGCUGAGGUCACGCUGGGCUAUGCGAGUGAGAGUUAUCCGUCGCUAGCCGGCGAGGCAACAACGGCGCUUGUCUGUAUCCGUAACAUCGAGCUUUCUAGGCUGCAGAAUACCUUUGUGACAGUUGGUGUGCUUGCAUUUGUCGUGUUUUAUACGGGAAUUUUCUUCAUCUGGCGAGGAAAGACCUGCCGGAGAAUGGGAGCAAAGCGGUAUCACCAGAUGCUUGGGGGGAAACUGUAA
This is a messenger RNA of Penicillium robsamsonii, 1509 nucleotides long. RefSeq lists its product as uncharacterized. Gene Ontology annotation, biological process: transmembrane transport. Gene Ontology annotation, molecular function: transmembrane transporter activity. NCBI's taxonomy places the organism in Eukaryota, Fungi, Ascomycota, Eurotiomycetes, Eurotiales, Aspergillaceae. The record is from RefSeq and is a predicted model, not a curated record. The transcript has 4 exons. Bases 1 to 1509 code for a protein of 502 amino acids.